This is a messenger RNA of Morus notabilis, 2382 nucleotides long. Its product is annotated as 4-coumarate--CoA ligase 2. The record is from RefSeq and is a predicted model, not a curated record. The transcript has 6 exons. The coding region runs from base 444 to 2231 and encodes 595 amino acids. Lineage: Eukaryota; Viridiplantae; Streptophyta; Magnoliopsida; Rosales; Moraceae. Gene Ontology annotation, molecular function: 4-coumarate-CoA ligase activity.
GCGAGGUAGAGACUCAUUAAUUAUAACUCAUGCCCAAUACAAUCACAAUUCCUAACUAGUUCUUUCUUCUUCUUCCUUUUCUUUUUCCUUCCCACUAUAGUCUUAAACCGACCUCCAAUUUGGACCCCACCUGCCACAUCUACCCCCUCGCCCUUCUUCUGCCCUCAGACGCCACCAUUCUAACCCACCUACCACCCCCACCUCUCCUUAAUAACUCUCUUUCACAUCACCUUCCCUUCCAAUUUUCUCGUGCCUUCUCUCUCUCUCUCUCAUUUUUUUUUAUUGCUUUUUCCUAGACUAGAUAUAAAGAGAUAUAUAUAACAAUUAUUGCAUUUUAUCUGUAUCGAUUGCUAUUUCAUUCUAUCCCAAAAUCUCAUCUUGUUUGUAAGCCAUUUUGAAUUGAAUUAUAUUAACCAAAGUUCAAGAGCCAAAAGUGAGAAAAUAUGAUUUCCGUAGCUAACAAUUCCUCCAUUGAAACCCAACAACAAACUCCGGCGGAGAGAAUCUCUCCCAACGACAAUUCUAGUACUACAACUGCUAGUCAUGUUUUCAAAUCCAAAUUACCAGACAUCACCAUCUCCAACAACAUCCCUCUCCACGCAUACUGCUUCGAGCGCUUGUCGGAGUUCGCGGACAGGCCAUGUAUCAUCUCUGGCUCCACCGGCAAGACCUACACUUACGCCGAAACCCACCUCAUCACCCGAAAGAUCGCGGCAGGACUCGUUCGUCUCGGUGUCAAGAAAGGAGACGUCUGCAUGAUCCUCCUCCAGAAUUGCCCCGAGUUCGUCUUCUCCUUCAUGGCGGCUUCCAUGAUCGGCGCCGUCGCCACCACCGCCAAUCCUUUCUACACCGCAGCCGAGAUCUGCAAACAAUUCACCCUCGCCAACGCCAAGCUCAUCAUCACCCAAUCCCAAUACGUCGACAAGCUCCGCGACGCCCCCGCCGCGGCGGACGACAAGAAGCUCCCGAAAAUGGGAGAAGACUUCAAGGUCAUCACCGUCGACGACCCGCCGGAGGAUUGCCUACACUUCUGGUCACUACUCCUGAAAAGGAAUAAAAAGAAAACGGAAACGAUCCAAGAUCAGUCUGAAGAAGAAGAAGAUGAUGAUGAUCAAUUAUUAGAUGCGAUAAAAAUCAGCGCGGACGAUCCAGUGGCACUCCCAUUCUCCUCCGGAACCACGGGGCUGCCCAAGGGAGUCAUCCUAACUCACAAGAGUCUGAUAACGAGCGUGGCUCAGCAAGUCGACGGAGAAAACCCUAACCUCCAUCUGACGACACAGGACGUGUUUCUAUGCGUUCUGCCGCUGUUCCACAUAUUCUCGAUGAACAGCGUGAUGCUAAACUCGCUCCGCUCCGGCGCAGCGGUGCUGCUGAUGCAUAAGUUCGAGAUCGGGGCGUUGCUGGAGCUGGUACAGAAGCACCGGGUAUCGAUAGCGGCGGUGGUGCCCCCGCUGGUGCUGGCGCUGGCGAAGAACCCGAAGGUGGCGGAAUACGAUCUCAGCUCCAUUCGGAUUGUGCUCUCCGGGGCGGCUCCGCUGGGGAAGGAGCUUCAGGACGCGCUCAGGAGCAGAGUUCCUCGGGCAAUUCUUGGCCAGGGUUAUGGAAUGACUGAGGCAGGACCAGUGAUAUCAAUGUCGUUGUCGUUUGCAAAGCAGCCAUUUCCACCCAAGUUAGGCUCAUGUGGUUGUGUGGUUAGGAAUGCAGAGCUCAAGGUUAUUGACCCUGAAACUGGCUCUUCUCUUGGCUACAACCAGCCUGGAGAGAUUUGCAUUCGAGGAUCCCAAAUUAUGAAAGGGUAUUUGAACGAUGACAAGGCCACGGCGGGCACCAUAGAUGUUGAGGGCUGGCUUCAUACCGGUGACAUAGGUUACGUUGACGAUGAUCAAGAAAUUUUCAUUGUUGAUAGAGUUAAGGAGCUUAUCAAAUUCAAAGGUUUUCAGGUACCACCAGCUGAGCUUGAGUCUCUUCUUGUAAGCCAUCCUUCAAUAGCAGACGCAGCUGUAGUCCCGCAAAAAGACGACGCCGCCGGCGAAGUUCCCGUAGCGUUUGUCGUUCGAUCUAACAGCGGUCUUACAGAAGAGGCUGUAAAAGAAUUCAUAGCAAAACAGGUGGUGUUUUACAAGAAAUUACACAAGGUGUACUUCGUCCAUGCAAUUCCAAAGUCCCCAUCUGGAAAGAUCCUAAGAAAGGAUCUAAGAGCCAGGCUUGCUACAGCUUCCCCUUUGAGCUAAGAACAUUAUUUAUUUGGACUUGGGUUUGAUUGUGUUGUGGGAAAAAAAAAAGGACAUUAAUUUUGAUGUUCAAUCAGUAAAGUCAUAAAAUUUGUAUUCAGAGAGUCACAAAUAAUUAAUUUGACGCGAAUGUGGUUAUUCGAAGAUCAAA